Malaya genurostris is the source of this 1279-nucleotide messenger RNA. RefSeq names its product histone H3.3A. NCBI's taxonomy places the organism in Eukaryota, Metazoa, Arthropoda, Insecta, Diptera, Culicidae. Gene Ontology annotation, molecular function: protein heterodimerization activity; DNA binding; structural constituent of chromatin. Bases 185 to 595 code for a protein of 136 amino acids. Gene Ontology annotation, cellular component: nucleosome. The transcript has 3 exons. The record is from RefSeq and is a predicted model, not a curated record.
UUCGAAAGCAUCGAUCGAUUUUCCACCGUCGCAUCGAAAGUUCCAUCAAAAAGCUUCGCGCCCAUCGCGGCCACCAUUAAUAAAAGUGAACGCAGCACAAGUGGUAGUGAAUUUUCUUCGCUCUCAAUUUGUUGGAUUAGUAAUUUGCAAAAAAGCUCUUCAAGAAACAGGCUCUUCGUAGACCAUGGCCCGUACCAAACAGACAGCCCGUAAAUCUACCGGAGGAAAAGCUCCGCGUAAGCAGCUGGCCACUAAAGCCGCCCGUAAGAGCGCACCGUCAACUGGUGGCGUUAAAAAGCCACAUCGUUAUCGCCCGGGUACCGUGGCUCUGCGAGAAAUUCGUCGGUACCAGAAGUCGACUGAAUUGCUUAUCCGCAAAUUGCCCUUCCAGCGGUUGGUGCGUGAAAUCGCACAGGAUUUCAAGACAGAUCUUCGUUUCCAGUCGGCUGCCAUUGGUGCUCUCCAGGAAGCCAGCGAAGCUUAUUUGGUCGGCUUGUUUGAGGACACGAAUCUGUGCGCCAUCCACGCGAAACGUGUAACCAUUAUGCCCAAGGAUAUCCAACUGGCCCGUCGUAUUCGAGGCGAACGUGCUUAAGCAGUAGUAAGCAUCUUUUAUCACUACUAUUACGAUCAACAUCUCCCUUUUGCUCCCAUCAAUACCAUGAUUAUGACAGUGUUUUUUCUGAAACAGAAAAAGUAAGACUAAAUUUCACAGAAUCCAGUCGGUUCCGGUAUAGAGAACCUAGUAACUUCAUUUUGUUGAUUUUAAAUAAUUUGUUUGAUCAAAAUGCAAAGAAAAAAAAACAAGAGAAGUAAACAUUUAAAGAAAACAACAGUUUUAGGUUUGAAUACCAUAAACGUGAAAGUAGAAAUUCAUUUACAACAAACAACUUUAGAUCUAUAAGGCUAGUAAAUAAGAAAAUGUGUGAAGAAAAAAAAUAGCAACCAUUCUGCUUGUAGCAAGUGCUCAAUCCGUUGAGAGUAUCAGAAGCUUGCCCAGAAAAAAAAUAGAACAUAGUUAUCAGAAUGGUCACUAUUUCCCAACACUCAAAAAUAUUCUUUGAAAUCCACAAACACAUGGUCAAAAUGGAUAUGCAAUUUAUUUUUUUUUUAUAAUGUAAGAAAUAAACAGUAAAUGUUUACUCUGUAGAUCUUCAAUUUCGUUUCCUUCUAUCCAUGUAAUCAAAAUAGUUUUUAAUUUACCAAAAUUUUUAGUUCCAUACAUAUUUGAAUUUGAGGUAUUACGAAAGUUCAAUAAAUCAAGUACAGAUAAAUCCAA